Chenopodium quinoa (quinoa) is the source of this 2008-nucleotide messenger RNA. Its product is annotated as protein SQS1-like. Gene Ontology annotation, molecular function: RNA binding. The coding region runs from base 219 to 1580 and encodes 453 amino acids. The record is from RefSeq and is a predicted model, not a curated record. NCBI's taxonomy places the organism in Eukaryota, Viridiplantae, Streptophyta, Magnoliopsida, Caryophyllales, Amaranthaceae. The transcript has 5 exons.
CCUAAUAUUAUUUUAUUUUUAUUUUUUUCCUAGCAUGUUAUCAUCAUUUGGUUAACUUUUUUCUUACAUAAUUAUAAACUUAAAAAAUAUUGACAAAAAGACUCGUAUUUCCCUUCCCCUUCAUAAGUAUAGAGUUGCGCAAUCUUGUAGAUAGAGCACAGAACAAGCUUAGUAAGAGUAGAGUAGUAUAUCACCCAUUCAACGCCCAAUCCUCGACGAUGCAGGCUGUAGGAAAGCUUCCGCCGCCGUCAGCGCCACCGCUUCUUCUGAAGAAACCCACCAGCUUCUUCUCUCUCAUCUUCCAACAUCAAACUGCUAAUCUUCCUCUUUUUCCAGAAUCACUCCCCAAUUACUCUUCAUUAUCAUUAUCUUCAUCAUUUUCGGGUCGAACUGGGUUUUGCUUAUUUGCCCAAAAUAAGGAUAAAAAUCCAAACUUGGGUGCUACCCAAUUGGUAGAGAAUGAAGGAGAAAUUGAAGAUGAAGAUGGGUUUGAUUUUGAUGAGGAUGAUGUUUUUGAUGACGAGGAAGAAGAAGAGGAUGAAUUUGAUGAUGAAGAAUUUGACGAUGAUGAUGAAUUGAUGGUUACUUAUGAUAAGAUGAAUGAAUGGCUUGAGAAUAAACCAAGAGGGUUUGGUGAAGGGAAAGUGUAUGAUACUUCUGUUGAAGAUAAGUUACUUGAAGAAAUUGAGCAAAGUUUCAAAGCCCAGUUAUCUAAUAUCAACAAGCUUAAGAAUGAGGGCAACAAGCCUAAACCCAAGAAUGACCCCCCGGAGGUGUUGUUCAAUGCUGCUGAAGGUGUUCCUGGUGGGAUUCGUGUUCGUAUCAGCAACCUUCCUAAGAAAAGGAAUAUCCACAGAGAUCUAAAGUCUGCCUUUGAAGGAGUUUCUGGUAUUAUUAAGAUAUCACCGGUGAACUCUGGAAACAAAAAGACAAGGGAUCCUGUCUGCAAAGGCCUUGCCUAUGUGGAUUUCAAGUCUCUGGCGGAUGCAAACAGGUUCAUUCAGAUGUUCUCAGGCCAAAACAUUUCUUUUGGUAAGUCUGAGAAGCCUAUAAAGUGUGAAAUUUUAAAGCCGCUUGAUGGAAGUUAUGAAGGGUCAUCAGAUGAUGGAUACAACAGCACUUCUGAAGGAAACUUCCUUGUCUCGGAGGAGGAAGAAGAUGAAGAUGAUGAUGUUGAGCAAGUUGACACUUCGUUGCAAUUUAGGGAUGAUGAUGAUUAUGUGUAUGAAGAAUUAGUUAAAGGCAUCAAGGCCCUUGACAGCAAAAAUGUUUUAGGGGACUUGCUCCAAUUAAGUGCUAGUGAACGCUUAAAACAAGUAGAAAUGCUAGAAGCAAAAUUGCUGGCACGUGCUUCGUUAAAUGAAAAGUCACCUAAAAAGAAGUCAGAGGUUAAAAAGAAACCAGACAAGAAGCCAAACCAAAAGACAGAUAAGAAUCAUCCGAACCUAAAGCUAGAGAAGAAGCCAAAGCAACGUCUUCCAGGAUCUGCAAAGAAGUUAAAAGUCAAGGAGAAGGCUAAACUUGCAGACGUUUUUGCUAGAUAUGGAACGAGAGGUGUCUCAGCUUCAAAAGAAAAGUAAUCUGGAUUAUGUAAAUUGUAGAAUUCUGUCAAGUGUCAAUUUGUCAACAUUGGGUUAUCUUUGCAUAGGGGCAUUUCCUAUGUUUUACCUCUAUAUGGAAAUUUCUCCAUGCCUCGGGUCUUCCUAUAAUUUGCUAAAUAUGGAAUGAGAAGGCUAUACUUGCAGAUGUUUUUUCUUGGUACGGAAUUAGAGAAGCCUCGGUUUCAAAAGAAAGCAAUCCGAAUCAUGGAAAUUGUAGAAUGUUGUCAAAGGGCACUUGUCAAUGUUCGGUCAUCUUCAUAUACGCAUUUCCUAUGUUUUACCUCUGCGUGGAAAUUCAUCCACACUUCUGAUCCUCCUAUCCUCCAAAUACCCAAAAAAAAAAAAAAAAAGACAGAUAAAGCUGUUUUUAUUACUUUUAACAAGCAAACAGCGAGAAUACAAUGGUA